AUGAGCUCGUUUACGCUAUUUGACGCAGUGGAAUCUCUGUUCGGUAGGAUCCGUGAGUCUAUUGUCGCUAACCACCAAGCCGGUGCAGAAACAGCUGAUCUUUGUAAUCUGCACCUGUUGGAGCUGGAAGCGCUUUUUGGACACCGUCUGCUACUUCGAGCGAUCGAAAUAAUUGAUGGAAAGCAGCUGAUUACCCUUUAUCGCACACCGGACGGUGAUUCUGCUCUGGUUGAAGUUCCUGGGUCGCAACUAGGCACGGUGUACAAAGUUUUCCCACAUAUCAAUUUCUGCGCGUGCGAAUCGUUUAGAGGAAACGUGUUGAGUGAAAACAACCAACCCACUUGUAAGCACGUGUUAGCUGCUCGGUUAGCUCUCAUACUUGGUAAAACGACAGAGAAAGUCCUUUCCGAAGAUACGCUUAUUAGCCUGAAGCAAAAUUUUGCAAAGGAUUGUUUUAAACAAACUUCGAAACACUAA
Messenger RNA from Anopheles nili, 477 nucleotides. RefSeq names its product zinc finger SWIM domain-containing protein 7-like. Gene Ontology annotation, cellular component: Shu complex. The record is from RefSeq and is a predicted model, not a curated record. The coding region runs from base 1 to 477 and encodes 158 amino acids. The transcript is spliced from 2 exons. NCBI's taxonomy places the organism in Eukaryota, Metazoa, Arthropoda, Insecta, Diptera, Culicidae. Gene Ontology annotation, molecular function: zinc ion binding. Gene Ontology annotation, biological process: double-strand break repair via homologous recombination.